Molecule: messenger RNA, 426 nt
Organism: Funneliformis mosseae
Lineage: Eukaryota; Fungi; Glomeromycota; Glomeromycetes; Glomerales; Glomeraceae
Source: the annotation of a GenBank genome assembly
AUGUGGGACAGCUUGGGACAUAGUGUGGACAGUCUUGAAAUGCUUGGGACAUGGAAAAUGGACAACACUGUCAACAGGUGGAAUACCCGAAGUAGUUUUAAAAAGAAGUUAGAUAUUUUGCUACUUUCACGAAAAUGUACGAGACAAAUUUCACAUAAUGCUUUGAGUGCUGAUUUACAAAUUUUGAUUCGGAAACUAAAACCUGGAACAAGAGCAAGAUGGAAAACAUUAGCAAUGCAACGUGACCUAGGCAAAGAAGAGCAUUCAAACUUAUGUACACUACGACAUGCACCGCUGUGUGCUACGCCACUCACUGCUGGUGUUGGAAAAGAAGAGUGUCUGGUCUUUACAUCACUGCAACGUGCAUAUUUUUUAAGAGCUCCUAGCAUGUGCUCACUAUGGUUUGUGUUAUCUCCUAUGACUUAG